Owenia fusiformis is the source of this 1420-nucleotide messenger RNA. NCBI's taxonomy places the organism in Eukaryota, Metazoa, Annelida, Polychaeta, Sabellida, Oweniidae. The record is from the annotation of a GenBank genome assembly.
AGAAAUUCAAUUAGAGCACGGUCAUGUUUGAACUAGUAUUUCAGACGAAUUGCAAUCAUUGAACAUGUGCGUAUGAUGUUUCGUAAAAUCGUGCUUGUUUAAUGUAUUUAGAGCUCCAAGUUUUUAGGAUGAAAAAAACAAAUCAUCAGAUGAUUAUUUUGAAAAUCCCAAUUAAUCUUUUUGUAAACAUUGGUAUCUAUUAAUGGCCAGUUUAGUCCAGUCAAAAUAUCUUGUACUCAUAUUUAUUGUAGACUAGUCUAACAUGUGUAAAUGAUUUAAAAAUAGUACACAGUUGAAAAAUAAAAAUGCGAACAUUGGGAAAAUUGUUGUGGAUUUUAGUCAUAUUUUGUUCAGCAAAUGUUUCGGUAUUUCUUCCUCGCUGGCUGCUUAAGAUUGCGCUCAAUAAAAGAUCAGAAAAUAAUUUGAGUAACGAUGGUGCAUCAUUUGUAGCUCACAAAAACUGCAUUACAUAUAAACGCAAAGAGAAUCAUGUUGUAACAGACAUUCUAAAAUCAAAGGAUGACAAUAAAAGGCUCAGUUACAACGAAACAUAUAAUGAACUGGAAAAGUAUCUAAUCGGCUCCUACGUUGAAGACCCCAAAUUGCUCAGAUUCUUACGGAAAUAUUGGUUAGUGCCACCUACAAAGAGAGUCUAUGGUGGGGAAGAAGCCAAAGACAGAUAUUAUGGCCAGGCAGGUCAAGCUGGUGUAGUUGAUCAAAUACUGAAAGGUAAGACGAAUGGAGUUUAUGUUGAAAGUGGAGCAGCUGAUGGCAUCUCGUCCAACACAAUAUUCUUUGAAAAAUUCCGUAAUUGGACGGGGGUCUUGGUAGAACCGAUCCCCGGGAUGUAUAACAAACUCAUAGGCUGGAGGAGGCAGGCUUGGCACCUGAACUCCUGCCUUAGUUCUAACAACAAAAUGGAGAAAAUUAAAUUUGCGAACUUCGGCACUUUUAGUGGCAAUCUAGACAGUUUGAAUAAACUAAAUGGUAAUCGAAUGAAGGAAUACGAUAUUGGUACGAUCACUGUACAAUGUUUUCCGUUCCAUUCUGUCGCCGCGGCCCUCAAUUUCACAUUUAUUGAUUAUUUCUCAUUGGACGUAGAAGGUGCAGAAAUGCAGGUGUUAAAAACAAUUGACUUCACUAAGAUUUCUGUGAGAGUUUUUUCUAUUGAAUACAGAGAUGGGAUAAACACUUUGUCAAAACUGCGAGAUUUGCGAGACUUUUUCACAAAGCUUGGAUAUAAAGAAUGGGGUCUUGUGUCAGAGAAGAAGUGGAUGACAGGACAACCCAAGGAUAAUGAAGGGCUUGAUGUAAUAUUUUACAAACGUUAAUGCUUACUCAGCAAAAUGACAAUUCACGAAUAGCUGUUAAUCCCUAGCUCCUUAAAAUGUUGCCUUGUGUACUGUGUUGGUUAUACGUU